Messenger RNA from Physcomitrium patens, 2902 nucleotides. Its product is annotated as protein ENHANCED DISEASE RESISTANCE 2. Lineage: Eukaryota; Viridiplantae; Streptophyta; Bryopsida; Funariales; Funariaceae. The record is from RefSeq and is a predicted model, not a curated record. Gene Ontology annotation, molecular function: lipid binding.
GAAAGCGAGUUCACGGAUGUAACCGUGCGUAGGAUUGCUGUACCUCGACUUCUACGCCGCCCUAACUAGUGUCUCGGAAUUCUGCGCGGAGCAGUAUUGGACUCGUUUUUGUGCAUACUUCAGAGCUUGCCGUCCCAGUGAAGCUCCCCACCCCCCGAGGAGCCCGAUGGAUCGACCUCCAUUUUAAGUAUAUUUCUGUCAUGGAUUUAGCUAGGUAUUUGGUAGCUGGAAGCGAGAGUGUUAAGUGAUCGGCAGCGGAGCACAGAUGAAGGUGGCGAAUCCGGUUGAGGAGUCAUGGCGAGUACAAUUGAGGGCUAUUUGUACAGUUUCGGUCCGAGUCGACAAGGAGGAGUCUACUGCAUUCAGACAUUCUGCGUCUUGUCAGGCCGCCACUUCUCACAGUGUCGGCACAAAGGAGAUCUGGUCACACUACGAUCCGGAAUCCUCGACGUGGAUCAUCGUGUCGAAGACACAGGCAGACAGAUUGUGAACGACAAGGUUUUGUACACACUACGCCUAUACAAUGUGACUGUGACUGAUGCCAAGAAGGAGGUUCUUGUUGGAGCUCUGAAUAGUGAGGAAAUUGCAGAGUGGCUGAAGGCUUUUACUUCCUCUCUUGGACGGCCAUUUGAAUUUGUCCCGGCUGAGCCAUGUCCUUCCACUAUCAGCCCUGCAUACGCUCAUCUUGGCGAGCAAUUUGUGGGCGAUACAAGUCCAGCAGCGUCACCAAGGCUGGAACCCGAGUCACCCAUGUUUCAUUGGCAGAGAGAGAAAUCUUACGCCAGCUUGACUACCAUUGGCCAUGAAUCGCCAACUCUAGCAAAGAGCUCCAGUUCUCAAAGAUUUACAGAUCUCCAAUCAACAGAUGGUGGGCAGGCGUCAAAAUGGAAGUUAGUGCGCUGUGAAAAUGGAUUGAGAUUCUUUAAGGAAGCUUCGAGCUUUCCUUUUGUAUACAAGUUACCAGUUAUGAAAGCAGUCGGAGUGGUGAAUGCUCCUGCUGAUCAGAUAUUUAAUCUUAUUAUGGACUAUGGACCGGAACGUCAGCAAUGGGAUCACACUCUUGAAUGCGCAUCUGUAAUUGAAGUUAUUGAUGGUCACUCAGAUGUUGUGUACAUUAGACUUCGGCAAGAUUGGGGGUUUUCACGACAAAGAGAUCUCUGCCUAUCCCGUUAUUGGAAACGAGAGGAGAGUGGUGCUUAUUCCGUCUUUUACAGGUCGAUACUUAAACAUCCCCUUCAAGCUGGACUUGUUCGAGCCUAUAUCCAUAGUGGUGGCUACGUUGUUACACCAUUGAAAACUACUGGCGGUGGAAAGCCGCGUACAUUGGUGGAGUCUGUUUUGGAAAUGGAUGCAGCAGGUUGGUCUUCGUUGUUAGGCGCCGGGUUUUCUAGCUACCCUGCUCAGCUUAGAGAUUCCCUUCUGCGGGUUGUCGCAGGCCUACGAGAACAUGUUGCUGCACAAAGAUUCAAUUCUUGUGUCACGAUCAUCAAGCGACAUAUUUUAGAAGAGUACCCAGAAGUGUACCCAGAAGAUUCUUUGCAAGCAGCCAAUCUUGAUUUUUCAGAAGCUGCUGUCAGCAACGUUCCUUUUCUUAGCACAAGUGACGACAUUGAAGAGUUUUUUGAUGCCACAAUGGAUCAGUUUUCGGAUAGCUCCGAGCAGAGUGCGCAUAGCGUGUCUGAGCCAACCCUGCCUAUUGUUGAACAUCACAAGCCGCUCAGGAUCAAAGUUCGAUCAGACCGUGGGAUAUAUGACUUGUCGAAAUUCAGAGGGAAUGUAGUUAGAGGACCUCUGCAAGGUGGUAAACAUUCAUUUUCGGAGCCUGAUAGCAGUGUCUUCCUUCUUCAGGGUAUUAAUUCCCUUUCAACUGGAUCAAGAGUUCCUGCAGGUCAGCCCUUUUGCAAAUUGAUAGGGAUGGAUUGGUUCAAGUCUAAAGACAGAAUAGAUCAUGUAGCAGGAAGAUCUCGAAGCCUUGUUCAGAGGGCGUGCUCAAAGGAAGGCCUUUUUUUCUUUGUCGUCAAUUUGCAGAUUCCCUACACUUCACAUUAUAGCUGGGUCUUCUACUUCGUGACUGAGGAAGAGAUUGUCGAAGGCUCCCUUCUUCAUAGAUUUAUAUCUGGAGAUGAUACCUUUCGAAACAGCAGGCUCUCCCUCAUACCGGCUAUCCCUGAGGGUUCUUGGAUAGUAAGACAAGCCGUUGGAACAAAGUCUGUUCCCUUGGGUCAGAUUGUGGAAGUCAAGUAUCAUGUUGGAUUUAACUAUAUGGAGAUAGACCUAAAUCUUGGAUCCUCAGGGGUGGUCCGAGGAGUUCUGAGCUUAGUUUUUGGUUAUAUAUCUGCCCUCGUCGUAGACAUGGCCUUUUUCAUUAGGGGAGAAACCGCAGAUGAAUUACCAGAGCGGCUUAUCGGUGUUGGACGCUGCUCUCACAUUCAACUGGACAAGGCCGUAGAUCUUUCUGCAACCUAGGGGUCUGUACGAUUGUGCUUGGCAUUAUUCGUGGACUUAUGUUGGUGACCAUGAAAACGUCAUCCCAUCCUAGAGCUCAGCAUACACAAGUAUGUAUGGUUUGUAAAUCAAUUCGAGCUCAUCGACUUGACUCGUACUUGAAGUAACUUACGUAGCGAUCACGCUCCACAUCUACUGCAGAUCCAGCCAGUUUGCCAGCUGAAGCGAACUGCAACCGUUAUUGUUGGAAAUUAGAGGUUUUGUGAAAUUCAUCCUGACUUAACAGUAAUUUGCCACACGAAUUUGUGCAUUUCGGACAUGGGGCAGUCACGAAGUAGCAUCCUCAAGUUCUGAUUCAUUGCAUGCGUGUUUGUAGUCGCUGAAAUUUUUGACGAGUGAUUUUAUUUCAUUGUAAUAUAGCACUGUUGAUCCUGGGUCUCCCUUGCUAUGACUCCUA